GGCACAGGCACCCCAAACCCCCCCCCCAGUGUUGUAUCCUAUAGGAUACAUAGGGCGCGAUGCAGGAGAACUACGAGAACGUCAUUUCCUUGGCCGAGGAGAUCGCCAUCAGUUGGCCACGGAUCACGGCAUUCGCUGAAUCCCAUCGGAGACGAGGUUUGGUGUCGGGUGGAGAAGCCGAGGGGGAGCAGGGACAACCGGAACCCACCCAACUCCAGCCGUCGGGAAGCACUGGGGAUGGGGGGGUCAAUCCCGACCUCCGGCGCCAGCUGGGCCUGAUCCUGCAGACAGCCGGUAGGAGCCAGGUGGAGAAGAUGCUGCGGGAGCUGGUGCGGGAGCAGGGACAGGCCGGGAAGCGCCGGAGCCGGAAGAAGGCAUCCAAGGAUGGAGGCAGCGGCACCGAGGACCCCCCAUUGGAAGACACCAUCCGGCCCCGAAGCCAAGAGGAAGCCACGACCCCACCGGUGACAUUCCGGAGCGGUUGUUCCGCGUGCGGCACCCGCCUGCGUUCCCGGAGCCGCCACUGUUCCCAGUGCUCCGAUGGAAGGGACAAACCUCACCGGUGCGGGGACUGCGGCAAAGGCUUCAGCCGCGGUUCCAACCUGACCCAGCACCGGCGCAUCCAUACUGGAGAGCGGCCCCACCGGUGUGGGGACUGCGGUAAGGGCUUCAUCCAGCGCUCCGACCUGGAACGGCACCGGCGCAUCCAUACCGGAGAGCGGCCGUAUCCAUGUGGGGACUGUGGGAAGAGGUUCAGUGUCAGCUCCCACCUGGAUCGGCAUCGCCAGACCCACACCGGGGGUCCGGGGCCGCCGCGGGCUCGGAUGGUUCCGGAAGGAUCCUCGGCUCCUCCUCCCCAUCGGUGUCCGGAUUGUGGGAAGAGCUUUUCCCAACGUUCCGCCUUGGCCAAGCACCGCAAGACCCAUAGCGGGGACCGGCCCCACCGCUGUGGGGACUGUGGCAAGAGCUUCAGCCGCGGUUCCAACCUGACCCAACACCGGCGCAUCCAUACGGGUGAGAGGCCCUUUGCCUGCGGUGACUGUGGCAAAGGCUUCAUCCAGCGCUCUGACCUGGAACGGCACCAACGCAUCCAUACUGGAGAGCGGCCCUAUACGUGUCCGGAAUGUGGGAAGAGCUUCAGUGUCAGCUCCCACCUGGAUCGGCACCAGAAGAUCCAUGCGGCCGAGAGGGCUUCCUAUCGUUGUCCUGAGCAUCUUGACACCUUCUUGGCCGCCCAUCGCCACGGGCGCCUGUUCCAGUGCUCCCAGUGUGGGAGAUGCUUCGGGCAAGGGGCGGCACUGGUCAAGCACCAGCGGUCCCAUGGAGGACAGGCUUCCAAGUGUCCGGAUUGUGGGAAGAACCGCGCUGGGACGCUGGGAUUGAGGCCUCGUGCUCAGCAGUGCUUGGAUUGCGGGUUGGAAGCCGAUGGUGGUGGUGGUGGUGGUGAUUCGGUGCCGGUGCCGCCGGAGAAGCCCUAUAAGUGUGGGGAAUGUGGGAAGGGCUUUGGGCAACGCUCGGCGCUGGUCAAGCACCGCCGGAUCCAUACUGGGGAGAAGCCAUAUGCAUGUGGGGAUUGCGGCAAGGGCUUCAUCCAGAAGUCGGAUCUCACCAUCCAUCGCCGGAUGCACACGGGGGAGAAGCCCUACAAGUGUGGGGAGUGUGGCAAGUGCUUCAGCGUCUCCUCCAACCUCAUCACCCACCAACGGACCCACCUGGGCCAGAAGCCCUAUCAGUGCUCCGAGUGCGGCAAGAGCUUCAUCCAACGCUCCGAGCUCACCAUCCACCAGCGCGUCCACACCGGCGAGAAGCCCUACAAGUGUGGGGCGUGCGGGAAGUGCUUCAGCCGCAGCUCCCACCUCAACCGGCACCAACGCACCCACGCCGGGGACAAGGCCAAAGGCACCGACGCCAACGGCACCGGCUCCGGCGCCGCCUUCUCCGGCCCCUUCGGCCCCGUCCCGGCGCUGCCGCCGUUCCCUGGCGCGGUGCCGGGGCUGGAGCUGCCCUGGGCCCUGCCCUUCCCUGCCCGCGCCUUCCCCCAGCCCUGCUGCCCCCCGGCACCGGCCCCGGGGGCUCAGGCACUCAGCAACUGAGCCCCAUGGGCCCCAUGGGUGUGGGGUAUGGGG
Messenger RNA from Melopsittacus undulatus (budgerigar), 2126 nucleotides. RefSeq names its product zinc finger protein 2 homolog. Bases 60 to 2093 code for a protein of 677 amino acids. The record is from RefSeq and is a predicted model, not a curated record. Gene Ontology annotation, molecular function: DNA-binding transcription repressor activity, RNA polymerase II-specific. The transcript has 4 exons. Lineage: Eukaryota; Metazoa; Chordata; Aves; Psittaciformes; Psittaculidae. Gene Ontology annotation, biological process: negative regulation of transcription by RNA polymerase II.